Onychomys torridus (southern grasshopper mouse) is the source of this 3934-nucleotide messenger RNA. RefSeq names its product MAP7 domain containing 2 (gene Map7d2). The transcript has 17 exons. NCBI's taxonomy places the organism in Eukaryota, Metazoa, Chordata, Mammalia, Rodentia, Cricetidae. Gene Ontology annotation, biological process: microtubule cytoskeleton organization. Bases 188 to 2473 code for a protein of 761 amino acids. The record is from RefSeq and is a predicted model, not a curated record. Gene Ontology annotation, cellular component: microtubule cytoskeleton.
GGUGCGCGAGGGUCCGGCGCAGCGAGCCCAGGCCCAGGCAGGGUGAGGACAGCGCUCAAGGUGGGGGGACGCGUGCGCAUGCGGACACGCGCGGAGUCGGUGCGGCGCCGCGGCGGGCCGGACAGUGCGCCUGUGCAGCCCGUGCAGCCCGUGCAGCCCGCGCAGCCCGCGCAGCCGCUACGUCCCGAUGGAGCGCAGCUGUGGUGAGGGAGCUGAAGCCCCCUCGGAACGGGUCGUCAAGGGUUCGGCGCUGCUGCCCGUGAAGCCCUUGGAAGCGAGCGCAGGGCGAGCAUCACAGUCGCAGUCCACCCCUCGGCCCGCAGGCAUGGAUGGAUUUUUAAAAGCAGAUGAGAGACAAAGAUUAGCCAAAGAGAGACGAGAAGAAAGAGAAAAAUGUCUGGCUGCCCGGGAACAGCAGAUCUUAGAGAAACAGAAAAGAGCCAAGCUUCAGUAUGAAAAACAAAUUGAGGAGCGAUGGAGAAAACUUGAGGAGCAACGUCAGCGGGAGGAUCAGAAGAGAGCUGCAGUGGAAGAGAAGAGAAAGCAGAAGCUCCGGGAAGAAGAGGAACGCCUGGAAGCAAUGAUGCGCAGGUCCCUGGAGCGCACACAGCAGCUAGAGCUGAAGAAGAAGUGUUCCUGGGCAGGAUCAUCGGCUUCAGGGCCUGGAGGACGGGAAGGUGAAUCAGAAAAUACCCCACCCCUUCCUCUAACUUUAGCAGCCAGCACCCUCCCUUCGGACACAGGGACCACUACAGCUGCUGCCGAGUCCACCAAUGCAUGUGACAAACUUUCAACAUCAACCAUGAAUUUGCCAAAGCAGAUGGAGCCUCCUAUGAGUAAACGCCUGUCUUCAUCCACCGUGGCAAUAUCUUAUUCCCCAGACCGAGCUCUUGGCAGCCCUCUCAAAUCUUCAUACAAGUCCUCUCCAACCCGGAACACUGAAAGGAAGAAGGGUAUACCUACAUCUGGCAUGGGAGAUGCUGGGAAGGGAGCAGUGGCAGGAGCAGAGCCUUUUCAGAUGGAGAAAGCCAAGAAGGGACGAGUGACUUCUGUUUCCACUGGGGGUCUUGGGUCCCCACUGAGAAGAUGCGAGCCUCCUGAAGACAUUCCUAAGAAGUCAUCUUCUCCUGUGAAAUCCAAGACAAUUUCAAAAGCAUAUCCACAGUCUCCAAAGACAGUGAAGCCCCCAUAUAUGGGGUCUCCUGUGAAGUAUCGCUUUCCUCCCAUUCCCAGUGAAGAAACACUCAAGAAGAAGGCAGAGAAGGAGAAGAGCAAUAAGGAAAAGGAAGGUGCCACUGGUCAGCAGACCACUGGCCUACCCAUAGAAGGAACCCUAGAGAAGCACCUGGCUGACAAGUAUGCCACUGAGAAGCACCUGGCUGACAAGUAUGCCACUGAGAAGUAUGUCGCUGAUAAGCAUGCUACUGAGAAACAUUCAGCCACAGGAGGAAAGGCUGAGCACAGUGCAGGAAAACCCACAGCAGGCACCACUGAUGCAGGGGAAGCUGCAAAGAUCCUAGCUGAAAAGAGACGUCAGGCUCGGCUACAGAAGGAACAAGAGGAGCAAGAACGACUGGAGAAGGAAGAGCAAGACAGGCUAGAAAAAGAGGAAUUGAAAAGAAAGGCAGAAGAAGAAAGGCUGCAUCUAGAAGAAGCCCGUAAGCAAGAAGAGGAAAAGAAGCAACAGGAAGAAGAGAAGAGAAAGGCAGGAGAGAAGGCAAAACAGAAAGAUGAGGAGGAGCUGGUGUCCAAAGAGAAGCAAGAAAAGGAAAAACAAGAAAAGGCCCUGAUUGAGAAAGAAGCAGCAGAUGCAAAGGCACAGGAGGCAGCUCAACAGAUGCGUCUAGAAAGGGAACAGAUCAUGCUGCAGAUUGAGCAGGAGCGACUGGAGAGGAAGAAGAGAAUAGAUGAAAUCAUGAAGAGAACAAGGAAGAGUGAUGCGUCUCUAGAAGUGAAGAAGGAAGACCUCAAAGUGGAGAUUCAACCUGUGGCAGAUGUUGAAAAUAAGACAAAACCAGUUGUUCCCAACAAAAUAGAAAUCAAUGGAUUGAACACCUGCCAGGAAGUAAAUGGCUCAGAGCAUGCUGCUCUGGAAACCUUCCCCCAAGACAUUUUCUCCCAUGGUCUUAAACCAGUUGGGGCACCUGUUCAUCUGGAGGGCCUUGACGGGAAAUCAAACAGUCUGGAUGAUUCAACUGAAGAAGUUCAAUCCAUGGAUGUGAGUCCUGUUUCCAAAGAAGAGCUUAUCUCCAUUCCAGAAUUUUCACCAGUGAGUGAAAUGAUUCCUGGGAUGUCUCUGGACCAAAAUGGAACUGGUAAUGCCCGGGCACUUCAAGAUAUCUUAGAUUUUACUGGGCCCCCCACAUUCCCCAAGAAAUCCAGUGAAAAUCUCAGCCUUGAUGACUGUAACAAAAACCUCAUUGAAGGAUUUAACAGUCCUGGGCAAGAAACAACUCUGAACACCUUCUGUUGACAAAGACAGCAUUCCUCUAAUAAAAGGUGGUGUUUGGAUCUCCCAUGAAGCUGUCGGUGUUAAAUCUGAGCUGCUAGCCACCUGAAGAAGCUUCUUUCACCCUUAACCGCUGGAUUCCAAAUUACUAGAGCAGAGUGUAACUGUAUUCCUAGGUAGUUUGGCAAACACUGGCCUCUCUUGGUAGAAACCUUGAGAUUUUUGCCUUGUUGGGCUUUAGCAAAGUUUCAUUUAUGGUUCUAUUUACGAGCUUCAGCUGCUGCUAAAGCACUUCUUUGUCCUUCUCUGAUAUAAUCUGCAAGAUGCUGCCUGGGAACCGCACUCUAGGACACUUUAUUCCCAGUGUUGGAGCACAUAUACAUUAGAGAGCUCUUCCUAUAAAAAUCGCCUAUUUAUCCACAUCUAGUUAAACAUGUACUCAACCUGGGCUGCUUAUGUCCCUGUCUUGGGGGUGGGGGGAGAAAUCUAGCUAUUUUCUCUCCCUCUCAGGUUUCUGUUUGUUUUUUAUUAUUAAGCUUCAUCACCUGCAGAGCAUUAUUCCACAUUACUUGUUUGGGCAUUAAAAAAAUAAGUUUGGUCGAAUAAAUAAUUAAAUAGUGGCAAUUAUUUCUUCCCCUCCUCAUGCAUAUUCUCCUUAUGUAUACAUGGGCACCUGAAUCUAGCAAGGACUCUUUCCUGUCACACUUUUAAAAUCUCCAAAUUGUCACUCCAAACUAUUGAAUGGCUUUUCAGCAGAAUGAAUCAAGUCUCCUGCAGGUGGAUGUUUUCAUGGUUUUGCUAUUUGUCUACUGGAUCUUGGAAGUUUCUUUUGGUUUGCUUAACUGUAAUAAAAAAGUCACAGUGCUUUGAAAGGGGGCCCCAACUUGGUCCCAGUAUGUCACUUUAAUAGACUUUAACAUUAAAAAGUCUGAACCAGGAAAAAUGACACUAGAAUGUAUAACUACAUAUAUUUUAUGCCAUUAAUGCCAUAUUAAAAAUUUUCAUUUCUUGUGGUGAAAUGUAGCUUUACUAUUAAAAGGACAUUUUCUUUAGAGUUUUUUGUUUUAACUUGUACCUUUUGAAAAGAUCCUUAAUUUUGAGAUACAAAACCAGGAGAUAUAAACAAAUCUCAGUAGUGAUCUUGUUCUGUACUUUUAAAGCUGGUACAGUCUAAGAAUAUAUUAGUCUCAGAAGCUAUGUAUGUUUAUGUGGUAUAGUCUAAAUAAAAUGUAUACCUCUAAGAAUGUUGUGCCAUUGGCCUUGAUGAAUAUCAAAGGAGAUAUAUCUUUUAUGAAAAGCACACAGAUGAUAGCAUGGUCUGACAUCUGAAAAAAUAGCUGGCCAUUUUUCUUAAAGCUUUAUUUUGCUAAGUGUCCAUUUCAUUGAGCUUCAUUGUACCUCACGGCACCAUUGUGAUCAUGUGAUGCCUCAUUUGCAUGAUGUGUACAUUCUGUUUAAGGUUAAAUACAUUUUCAUUGAAGAGUC